Cylas formicarius (sweet potato weevil) is the source of this 788-nucleotide messenger RNA. RefSeq lists its product as uncharacterized. The transcript has 2 exons. NCBI's taxonomy places the organism in Eukaryota, Metazoa, Arthropoda, Insecta, Coleoptera, Brentidae. The record is from RefSeq and is a predicted model, not a curated record. Gene Ontology annotation, molecular function: odorant binding. Bases 371 to 775 code for a protein of 134 amino acids. Gene Ontology annotation, biological process: sensory perception of smell.
AGGGAAGAGUAUGCCAAAGCUCACGUAAAUGGAACAUACGGUUAGCGAAUUUCAUUAAAACGUUGGUGGAACAUGACGCUGCCGCGGUGCUUCAAAAAUGGUAUAAUUGUUUAACGAAUUUCGGCAUUGACAUCACAAUUCUAUUAUUAAAUUCGGGCUCGGUAAAAAUACGCUUUUGUGUCAAAUGGGGAGCGGAUACGCUAACUACUUACUAUUUCCCUUAUCGACGAUGUUAUUGUCAAAGAUCAUUAAAUAGAGGAGAAUAAAAUGGGAAGCUAAUGGACUAUUUUAUUCAGAUAAUAUACAAAGUUGCGCCAUAUCAUACCUAACCAUUAUAGUUCGCGUUUUGCUGUAUAUAAACUGCUGAAAAAUGAAAAUUUUGUUGGCCGUUGCGUAUCUGAUGGCCUCAGUGUACGCCGAAACUUUAACCCCAGAGGAACUGUCGAAAUUUAAAAAGAUCCGCGAACAAUGCAUGCAAGAAACUGCGGUGGACCCGGCCCUCGUAAAGAAAAUGCAGCAACACCAGUUCGACGAGAAAUUAAAGGACUUCUUAUUCUGUACUUACAAACGCCUCGGCUAUCAGAACGAAGCGGGAGAGAUACAAGGCGAAAACGUGAAAGCGCUAAUCGCAAGGAAAUUCAACAAAGAACUGGCCGACCAAGCAGAGAUGUUGUGCUUUAAGAUGAAAAACACACCUCAAGACACCGCUCUUGCAGUAUCUAAAUGUCUUUGCGAGCACGCCCCCAAAGACGCCAACUUUGAUGAUUUGUUCUAGCAAUAAAACUGUG